AUGAAUUUUUUGACUUUAAGUUUUAAAAUACACAAGUUUGAAAAAAAUGAGAAAAUGAAAUUGAGGAUACCAAAAAUGGGUAAAACUUUAAAAAAAGGUUAUAAAAAAGAAAACAAACAAAAUAAUCGAAAAAAAAGGAGUAAAAGCAAUAAGAAUCACAUUAUCCCAAAUGAUGAUAAUGGUAGUUUAAAAGAAUCAAUUCCUAUAAAUGAUAAAAGAUCAUUUAAAAUCAAUAGUGUGGAUAUAAAUAAUAGUUAUUAUAUCAGUUGUGACAAUCUCCAAUUAAACGAAUUAACCGAUAAUAUAAAAUUGGGUUAUAAUACCAUUGUAAUGGGAUCUUUUAAGAGUGGGAAAACAUUCCACAUGAAAUCAUUGGCAAUGGAAAAAGGAAUUUUUUAA
Dictyostelium purpureum is the source of this 399-nucleotide messenger RNA. RefSeq lists its product as uncharacterized. Lineage: Eukaryota; Evosea; Eumycetozoa; Dictyosteliales; Dictyosteliaceae. Bases 1 to 399 code for a protein of 132 amino acids. The record is from RefSeq and is a predicted model, not a curated record. The transcript is spliced from 2 exons.